Saccoglossus kowalevskii is the source of this 764-nucleotide messenger RNA. Its product is annotated as somatomedin-B and thrombospondin type-1 domain-containing protein-like. Lineage: Eukaryota; Metazoa; Hemichordata; Enteropneusta; Harrimaniidae. The record is from RefSeq and is a predicted model, not a curated record.
UACUUUUUAUUACCUCGAUCGAAAUUUCCGAAGUUUGUGGAAGUUGUCAUCGAGGAGAGGAGCCAGUGUGCUGUAAGUCCCGAGACAUGAGCUGUGCCGUCAGUCAGGGUCUUCGUAUAGAUCGGCGAUACGGCGAAUGUUUUUGUGACGAAUCGUGCCUGCAAUCCCUAGACUGCUGCGAAGACUACACACACGUAUGUAAACCAUCUGACUGCCAAGUAUCGGAUUGGUCCCAUUGGAGUGGAUGUAGUGUUCUGUGUGGCAUUGGUUACAGUGAACGCCAACGAUUCAGACAGAAACUAUCGGAGAAUGGUGGCGUCGAUUGUCCUCCCCUGAUACAACGUAGAGGGUGCUAUGCUGGAUACUGUGAAACUAACGAGCUUAUGUCAAAUGGUAUUGCAAUGAUUCUGCCAUCUCAGUUUGGAAAGGCUAGGCUAAAGAAUAAUAAAAUUGGACCAUAUAGACGAAAAGAACGACAUCCAAGUCACUGUGUAUACGUCACCAUUACAAGCGUGCACAGAAACUGUGUGAAUGUACGCAAACAACAAUGGACAGAAAUGAUUAGAAAAGAUAUGAUGGUAUGUGUUGAAUGUCAGACCCCAGCCAUGAUGGACACGAUGAGUCACUGUAAAGGUGAAGGCAGCCCAGGCUCCACAACGUUAUGGAGUGCUAUUGGUACUAUGGGUUGUCGUGGUAGCUGGCAACAAGAAUCAGUCAACCAAACAUGCACCUGUGAUACCGGAUAUGAUUUUAUAUUUGUAUAA